Molecule: messenger RNA, 2266 nt
Organism: Truncatella angustata
Lineage: Eukaryota; Fungi; Ascomycota; Sordariomycetes; Amphisphaeriales; Sporocadaceae
Product: HAD-like domain-containing protein
Exons: 1
Coding region: 255-1805 (516 amino acids)
Molecular function (GO): phosphoprotein phosphatase activity
Source: RefSeq, a predicted model, not a curated record
GCCGGAGAAAAAUCAUGACCGCCGGACAGUAUCUCUCAGCUGGCCGGCAAAGGGCUCCAAAUUUGAGCUUGGGCUAGAAGCUUCGCAGUGACGAGAAAGAUCAUACUCCGUACUGCGGCACUCACCCAAGUAUCACCACGUCAGCUUCCGUCGCAGGACUAGGACUCGACCUCGGUUCUCUGCCUGAAAACAUCUCGCAUUCUUCCACUGGGCAAUCAUUAAAACGCAAAACUCGUCCUCCCGCACUGUCCAAAAUGCUGUCCAGGACAUUUACGCGCGCAGCGCAGUCGCCUGCGCUGUCGAGGGCUGCCGCUCGAUCGUUCAUAGCCCCGAGGAUAUCCGUGCCAGUGUCCUCGAUGCAGCUCCGUGGCAUGGCCAAGAAGUCAAACAAGCCCUCGGCGUCACAACCCAAGCCCGAGUCCGACUCCAAGUCGUCCGAGCCCAUCCCGGCUCCGCCUCCCUCAUCAGCCUCCGAGCCCGUUGAGCCAGUUCCCAACGCUGGAGACGCAGUCCCCGAAGCACAAGACGGCCCUCCAAAACCCUUCAACCUGCCCGAUCUGACCCAGGGCAUCCCCUCGACGCUGGAGUUCGAAAGAGAAGGCGCCACCAACAAAAGCGCCCUCUCCGAUCUGGAAGAAGCAGAGGCACAGGGCGCUUCUCGUGAGAAGGGAGAACUCCCCGCUUCCGCAUACAUCUCAUCCACCGAGAAGCGACGCAACAAGUGGGCCAACCGCAUGUACGUCUCUGCGCUCGUGCUCGGUAUCGGCAGCGUCGCAUGGCUUGGCCGCGACUGGGACGACGACGAGGAGGGCGCAUUCCCCGACAUUCCCAACGGCUGGACCCCCAAUCUAUGGUGGGCUCGUGCCCGCGCUCGCUUCGGUGGAUCCCUCAGCUAUUACCACGAACCUGCAUUCGAGAAGCUCCUGCCUGAUCCCGACCCCAUGUUCGAGCGACCCUACACCCUGUGUAUCAGCUUGGAGGACAUGCUGGUCCACAGCGAGUGGACAAGAGAACACGGCUGGAGGAUAGCCAAGCGACCUGGCGCCGACUACUUCCUGCAUUACCUCAGCCAAUACUACGAGCUCGUUCUCUUCACCAGUGUCCCGUUCGCCAUGGGUGAGCCAUUGGUCCGCAAGUUCGACCCCUACCGCUUCAUUGUUUGGCCCCUCUUCAGGGAGGCGACCAAGUACGAGGACGGCGAGGUCGUCAAGGACCUGUCAUACCUGAACCGUGAUCUCUCCAAGGUCAUCAUGGUCGACACCAACGAGAAGCAUGUCCGGAACCAGCCCGAGAACGCCAUCAUACUCCCCAAGUGGACAGGUGACCCCAAGGACACCAACCUCGUCGGCCUCAUCCCUUUCCUCGAGUAUAUCCACACCAUGCAGUACAAGGACGUCCGUGAGGUUCUCAAAUCCUUCCAAGGCAAGAAGAUCCCCGAGGAGUUUGCCCGCCGCGAAGCUAUUGCCCGAGCCGAGUUCGAAAAGAAGUUCGCCGCCCACAAGGCCAAGCACGUCUCCGGCAUGGGUGCUCUCGGAAGCAUGCUCGGUCUCAAGCCCAGCAACAUGAGCAUGAUGGUGUCUGCUGAAGGUGAGCAGAGCCCAAGCGAGGCGUUUGCGCAGGGCAAGAUGCUUCAGGAUAUCGCGAGAGAGCGCGGCCAGCGCAACUACGAGCUCAUGGAAGAGGAGAUUCGCAAGAACGGCGAGAAGUGGCUUAAGGAGGAGCAGCAGGCCCAGGAGAACGCACAGGCCGAAGCCAUGGCCGGGAUGAGGACUUCCUUGACCGGCUGGUUCGGCAAGAACGAAUAGAGUGCAUGACAAUAGUGGAUGGUGAAAGCAGUCAGUUCGCACAAAACGUUACAUGCUGGACAACGUCAGGUCGGACUUGACCUUACGAGCACAGCCGAUGUAUAAGCCGGCCACUUUGGCUGGAUGAUUUGUAUCAAUAUUGUGGACGGAGAUGUUUUUUCUUUUUGUGUAAAAAGACAGGACGGCGCAGCGGAUGUACUGCGCCAUAUAGAUUGAUGGCCGGAACAGGUGAGGUGGGAUCAUUGCCCUCGACUCUACUUACUUAUCGUCAUUUCUGGCGGAUCGCAUUUGAAGCGGGCACAUGUGGCUUGAGAUGGCAAGCUCGAACGAAUCAUACUUGGGAUGCACGAUUACCAUGUUGGAGCAAGGUUGAGCGUACAAAGCACGAAGUAGGAUUAAUAUUGUAUAUUAUUCAAAAACAGAACCAUGUGGUAUAAUAUACCCAACCCUUUUAACCUCCA